Molecule: messenger RNA, 1121 nt
Organism: Chaetomium strumarium
Lineage: Eukaryota; Fungi; Ascomycota; Sordariomycetes; Sordariales; Chaetomiaceae
Exons: 1
Coding region: 230-838 (202 amino acids)
Source: RefSeq, a predicted model, not a curated record
CUUUUUUGUUGGACGGGAUAGACUUCGCUUCUCCACACGACUCCUUCAGGGAGCAACGAAAAUCAGACGCUGUUUUCUUUGUUCUUUUCGCAACAAGGUGUUUGGAUUGGGGUUCUUAUUGAGGCUUGAGAACGGGGCAACGCUGACAACAUCAACCACUCCUCUUUCAUAUACUCUUCGGUCCUGGGCGAAAAAAUGUCGAUAGACUGGUGGGCGGGUCUUUUGGGUUAUGAGGCAUGUUAGUUUCUCAACCGUUCUGCUGCUGUAUUCUGAAUCAGAAAUCACCUCGGCCAGUAUGGCCAGACACAAAAGAUAUCCUUAUUGGUAUUUCGAAUUUCCACAGCUCCUCCACCCCUCCCUUAUUGAGACCUAUCUAUCUGCUUCAGUCCACGCUCGAAGCGUCAAGUACUAUAUGCACGUGUCACGCCGCCCCUUAUCUCGUAAACAGGAACUGAUAUGCAACAUUCCACUCUUCAACACUCCCCAGGAGAUCGUUCUUUUUCUCCACGUUUCAGCAGACUUGUCACGCCAGGGCUGGGCCGCGGGGAACGCAAGAAAAGGAUUCUCACAGGGCUCAGGGGCCAGGGCCCCAACAAGAGGCGCGGGUUUUGGGUUGGGCCCCGAAGCGAGUGUCUGGAGUAGCGUGGUAUCGCUUGGCUAUGCCGCACUCCUUUUCUUUUUGCGAGUGUAUUCCCCUUUUCCUUAUUUUUUGGUUCCUGUCAUACCUUGUUCGUUUACCCUUUUCGGCUUCUCCGGAUUUACAUUACAUGUAUCCGUACACAUGUGGGAGGGCUGCAUCUGCGCUUUUGGGACGUCUCUCUCCGGUACAAACGGAUGACGGCGAUGCCGUGCGGCGGGCUGUGGGGAUGUAACGCUGGCCUUACGUGAAGUUUAUUGCCGGUACUGAGAGUGGUUACGCGUAUGAUGCUAUGCUGUGUGCGUAUGGUAUGGUAUGCUUGUAUCCUUCGUAUAGGUUUUGUGUGUGUGAGAGAGUGUGUGUGUGAGAGUGUGUGUGUCUGUGCCCAAGCCAGCUGAGCUUCGGUGCCAGUGCCAUGCAGUGCGAAACACGCCUCCGGUGCCAACGAGGGCCUUGAGUCUCGUGGGCAGGGCAAAUGGGUGAG